AUGACAACAUCAAGGACCCGGGAGCCGAGUCCACCCAAGCAGGAGGAGCCGAUGACGCCAACUACACCAAUACUCCCCGAGCCAAAGGAAUCACCAGAGUUCCCAGAGGCCAAGGAAUCGCCACUGCCUUUAGAGCCAAAGGGACCACCAGUGCCCCAGAAGCCCCAUGCUCAGGAUUCCCUCCACGGGAAGUCGGGAAGUCAGCCUCCCAGUAGGGAUCCCAGCCCUUUGGCCAAUCAUCCAGCUCUCCAAGGACGACCAGGAGAGCCUCUCCCUCCAACCAUUCCUGACAUUAGGCUGGAGAGACCCCCUAGAAGGUCAUCAUAUCGAGGAGUUAGGUGCCAUCAGUGCCACGGGUACGGCCACGGAUACCCAGAAUGUCCCAGCGUCGUCAGACACGAUUAUUGUGUCGUGUGUGGAAAAUGGCAUUGUAAUCCAUUUUCCUGCGAACUGGGCGAUCAGCGCCACCAAAAAGCCAAAGAGGCUGUGAAGUGGAACCUCCCUCAUCAGCCUCAGCAGCCCAACCCCAAGACUGCACCACGUGCCACUAAUCUCUCCAGAUAUCAAUCCACAGAAGCCAUGCCAGAGACCCAACCCCUUACCAAUAGGCCUAUUCCCUCUAGGACUCUUAGUACUCCUGCCAUCAGGCCCAAUCCUUCCCCCACACCCAGUCAAGUCACCCCUACCAACAGAGGAGCCAACCACAAAGUGCCAGUCACGGUAUAUCCCCCAUCCCAGCCUCCAACCCAGUCUCAGCGCCUACACAGCGGAGAGGAGGUACCCACCCAGGCCAGAUUGGGACCCACCAGGGGUCAAACGCAUGCGGAAUCAGCCGCCAAGCAUCCAAGGACCUCCCCUACUCACCAUGCUCCGUAA
This is a messenger RNA of Diachasma alloeum, 876 nucleotides long. Its product is annotated as pollen-specific leucine-rich repeat extensin-like protein 1. The record is from RefSeq and is a predicted model, not a curated record. NCBI's taxonomy places the organism in Eukaryota, Metazoa, Arthropoda, Insecta, Hymenoptera, Braconidae. The coding region runs from base 1 to 876 and encodes 291 amino acids. The transcript has a single exon.